Antechinus flavipes (yellow-footed antechinus) is the source of this 4053-nucleotide messenger RNA. It is a transcript of the gene PRRX1, whose product is annotated as paired related homeobox 1. Gene Ontology annotation, molecular function: DNA binding; DNA-binding transcription factor activity, RNA polymerase II-specific. The transcript is spliced from 4 exons. Lineage: Eukaryota; Metazoa; Chordata; Mammalia; Dasyuromorphia; Dasyuridae. Bases 131 to 868 code for a protein of 245 amino acids. Gene Ontology annotation, biological process: regulation of DNA-templated transcription. The record is from RefSeq and is a predicted model, not a curated record.
CUCUCCCCCUUUCCCUCUCUCCUCCCCCCUUCUCUUUUUCCCACUCUGUCUCUCUCCCCCUUGCGCCCACAACGUUUGGUGCUGAUCCGAGCGGGAAGAGGGGGGUGGGUGGGAUUGGAGGGGGAAGACCAUGACCUCCAGCUAUGGGCACGUUCUGGAGCGGCAGCCGGCCCUGGGUGGCCGCUUGGACAGUCCCGGGAACCUCGAUAACCUUCAAGCAAAAAAGAACUUCUCGGUGAGUCACCUGCUCGAUCUGGAGGAGGCCGGUGACAUGGUGGCCGCUCAGGCGGAUGAGAGCGUCGGCGAGGCGGGACGGAGUCUGCUGGAGUCUCCGGGGCUGACCAGCGGCAGCGACACUCCGCAGCAAGACAAUGAUCAGCUGAAUUCAGAGGAGAAGAAAAAGAGAAAGCAGAGGAGAAACAGAACCACCUUCAACAGCAGUCAGUUGCAGGCAUUAGAAAGAGUCUUUGAGAGGACACACUACCCUGAUGCUUUUGUACGGGAAGACCUUGCCCGCAGGGUGAACCUCACUGAAGCCAGAGUUCAGGUGUGGUUUCAAAACCGAAGAGCCAAGUUUCGCAGGAAUGAGAGAGCCAUGCUGGCCAAUAAAAAUGCUUCCCUCCUUAAAUCCUACUCAGGGGAUGUGACUGCAGUGGAACAGCCUAUUGUACCUCGUCCUGCUCCAAGACCCACCGACUAUCUUUCCUGGGGGACAGCCUCUCCGUACAGUGCUAUGGCUACCUAUUCUGCUACAUGUGCCAACACUAGCCCUGCGCAGGGCAUGAACAUGGCCAACAGCAUUGCCAACCUGAGACUGAAGGCAAAGGAAUAUAGUUUACAGAGGAACCAGGUGCCAACAGUCAACUGAGAAAAACAAACAAAAACAUUCAAAAACAAACCUAAGAAGAAACCAGAAACAAAGUCAAACAGAAAGCCACCAUAAGAUACCUAUCUUGCUCUGUCCAUUGCUUCAUCUGCUGGGGAAAACAAACAAACACAGACAGACAAAGAAUGCAGAACUAAAUAUUGGGACCAUAACAGAGAAAAGCAGGAGAGGAGCAAACUGAAAAAAAAAAAUUAGUUAACAAAUGUUUCCCCUCCCAUUGGGAUAUCACUACCAUUUGUUCCUGUGUUUGAUUAUUUUUGUUUCCAUUCACCUAUGCUUUGCUCAGUAUAAUGCAAGCUUCUUCAGCUAUGUCCACCCCAUCCCUCAUUAUCCUGUUGGUUUUUUUAAAAUUCAUAACAGCAGAACUAUAUAGACAUGCAGAAAAAGUUCCUAUACCCUUGACCCUUCUUGAGUCUUAGUGCCUUCCCUGUCCUUCUGCCCAACUCAGUGUUUAAAAAGCUCAGAGGGUUCUCAAGAUUGCCAAAGUCUUUCUAAAGUGCCUGUGUUCUUCCCUAGAAACCCGACUUAGUCCCUGAUUCUCUCUUUGCAAUGCAUGAGCAGGUUUUGUGGGAUAGCUUCUGGAAAACAGCAGCAAAGUCCAGAGUGGGUCAUUAGCCUGUCCUGAUCUCUUCCUGGCUGAUUCAGAGCAUUAAGCCUUAUUUAAAAAAAACAAGAACAACAACAUAAGACACAGCCCAUCCACUCCCCAAAGUAUCAGCCAUUCUGGUUUUAAAAUGAUCCAUAAUUUGCCAUUAGCCUUUUUUGAAAGGGGAUGGGGAAAAGUCUCUCCAUUCAAGAGAAAUGGAAAACUAGCCCUAUGCAGAAUCAAAACCCCGAGAUCUGUAACUGGUGUUGCCUACUGCUUCCUUGGUGCCACGGGUAAAAGGAGAGUCAGAUGCACAUUUAAAUAUAUAUAUACUGUAUAUAUUUAUAUAUAUUAUAUAUACAUAUGUAAUAAUCUUACAAGCUCGGUUUUGUGGUUUCUCAAACAUGAUGCAGCGAAGAUGAAAACAUCAGGAUUGUCAGUGGGGCUACCACUACUUUGUGUAUCUCUGAUGAAGGGAAAGUUAUCAAUCAUUAAUCUCCUGGGUUAUUUUCUUUGCUGAUACAUAAUUGCAGGUAAGACCAUAUAGGGCAACUCUUUCAAAAUAGAUUUCAUUGAUGUAGUGUAACUUUAAAGGGAUCACAGUUUGACUGAGGGUUUGGGAAUAACACUCAGUUAUGAGGGAGUUGAUUUCAUAUGGAAUGAUGAGAAGGCCUGCUCUACAGUGGAAAUUAUUUUAAAGAGAGGAAGAAAAGCCAUUUUAAUCAUGUCUUUUCUACAACCAACAAUAAUCUGAAAAAGACUUUUUGAAAGUCAGUUUCUUAAAAACAUUAGAAUAAAUCCCCAUUUUAAAAGGCUAUUUCUUUUAAAAAGUGAUUUUGAAUCAGUAGUACCUACAAUUAGGAGCACAAGUACUUUUUUUUAUGAUUUUGUGAAUUGAUGCUGAUUUUCCCAGUCGUGCUUUAAACUCAUCAGGAAACCUCAACCGAGUUCUAUCACCAUUCUGUGCCUUGUUUACUUUUUGCAAAAUGGGUUUCAUAAUACUAACCUACUUCCCAGGGGUGUGGUGAGGUUCUAAUCCUUUGUUCAAAUCAUUCCUUCAAUUUGUAGCAUCUUGAAGGAAAGAUGGUAUCCUUAUUUUUUAGCAGGGAAAUGCUGCCUUGCUAUGAACAAUUGUAAUUGUGUAUUGGAAAAUGGGGGGACUGAUAUAAACUUACAGAUUUCUCAACCAUCCUAUCUUUGGGCCAAAAGGAUAAUCCACAUUGACUACAUGAGAAUCAAGACGAGCACUUGCCUUCUUUUGGACAACCCUGUUUUUCAUUCAUACUUCUCCUGAGCAGCUUGGCUCUAGCAUUAUAAAUUGCAAAUCAUUAAAACACUUGAGGUUGAUCUGCAGAGUCCUAGGCGGAGGGCCAAGGUGGUGAAGACCAUGAAGAGGAUGCAACAUUCUGAACAUGCCCCAUGCAGAUCGGUCAUGUCCUUCACACACCAGAUUGAGUUUGUCAUGACAAUAUUUCAUUCCUUCACAUGGACUGCCAUCCGGCCAAAUAUGUAUUCCCUCAUGCUGUCACUAAAUCUCUGUUGUGAUUCUGUGUGUAUUCUGGUGGAUAGAAAGGAGGUUCAUAUUACAUCAUCUUGUUUACAACUGAGUACUUUCCCUCCUAUCCCAACCCACUUAAGAGAAUUCUCACUGGACCCCUGAACAAUGCUGGAGGAUGUCAACCUUAAGAAUUUCCAUACUCAUUUCUUAAUUGGUUCUUUAGCAGAUUUUGUUCUUGUAGCUCAUGAAAAAACACCAAGGUCAUGAUUUGUCUUUUGUAAAGAGUGUAUAUGAUCUUGGGCAUUUUGAAACCUCCAGGGAGGAUGGAUGACUAAAAGUAUAACAGGGAAGGUGUUGGAAAUACCAUUAUUUCUAAAGAGGUGUUUAGGUUUCUGAGAUAGAGAGAGAGAAAAGGAUCAUUCCAAAAUGAGAUUUUUUUUUCCCUUAAAACAGCUUGAUUUCCCUUGACAAUCAAGAACUAGAGAGUCCUGAACAUAUAAUCCGAGUGCUGGUUGGAUAAAUCUUAAAACUGGGCCUACAACUCCCAGACACCUCAAAAUGCCACCAAUGCCGAUCAAUCAAGAGGAUUUUUCCUGCUGGAGAAACCAAAGCAUUGACAUCCAUUUUCUUUACAAUUCACCAAGAAUUAUCACACAGUACAAACACUAUGGUCUUUUGCAUUUAUUUUCUUUUACUUUUUAAAUGCAAGUAUUAUAUGGAAUUUAUAGGAGUAGACCUCUGGCUCCUGGGUCAGGUGCCAAGUGGAAACUUGGGCACUAUGAAGCUUGAGGCAUCUCCCUGUUUCUCACUUUUACCAUACCCAAAUAAUGAUAAUAAUAUAUAUAGACUAUCUAUCUGCCAGCCCCACCCCUCCACAUAAAAAGAUGCUGGUCCAUAGAAGAUUUAAUAGGUGAAAUGAAACCAGGAGAGGUGAUGAAAUGAAAAGGGAACAACACUGAGGGGUAGAAAGACCUCAUAAGAAAUGUAUUAUGUAAAUUAUAUCUUGCUUUAUGUUGUAAAAUAUACAGUGUUUGCGCUAGAAUAGAAAUGAUUCCUUUUCAAUAAAAAGAAAGAACACUCACA